Pneumocystis murina B123 is the source of this 2262-nucleotide messenger RNA. RefSeq names its product glutamine-tRNA ligase. Gene Ontology annotation, molecular function: glutamine-tRNA ligase activity; ATP binding. Lineage: Eukaryota; Fungi; Ascomycota; Pneumocystomycetes; Pneumocystales; Pneumocystaceae. The record is from RefSeq and is a predicted model, not a curated record. Gene Ontology annotation, cellular component: cytoplasm; cytosol. The coding region runs from base 1 to 2262 and encodes 753 amino acids. Gene Ontology annotation, biological process: glutaminyl-tRNA aminoacylation; translation. The transcript is spliced from 10 exons.
AUGAUUGAAUCUAUGGAAAAGGCAUUUCGUGCAAUUGGUUUAUCUGAUUUGAAGAUUAAAGAAACUCUAAAAAAUGAUAAAUUAAGCUAUAUUUUAUUUGAAAAUGUAAUGCAUACGGAUAUUUUGAAUUCAGGAUGCACAAAGAUUCAAGGAAAUCUAUUAUAUAUAUUGUCAACACAUGGCGGAUCUCUUGGAGAAUAUGGGAGAAGUUAUAUUUGUGAUGCUAUUAUGUUAAAUAAACUUCAAACGACGUUACAAGUGAAAACUGCUAUUUCUUAUUUAAUGGAUUGUAAUUGUGUAUUUGAUUCUGAUUCGUUUGAUAAAGCAUGUGGCGUCGGGGUGAUUAUGAAUGAAGAAGAUAUACUAUCAGAAGUACAAGCAUAUAUAAAUGAGAAUAAAGAACGUAUAUGUUCCAUUGGAAUUAAAAAAGUUGGUGCUGUUUUGUCUACUUUACGUCAAGUUCCAGCUUUAAAAUGGGCGGAUCCUUUGAUCUUAAAAAAUCUUGUUGAGAACGAACUUUCCAAUCUGGAUUUGCAUUCUAAAAAAGAAGAACAUAUAGUUCGAGAAGAGGCAUUAAACUAUUCUUUUACAUCAAAAAAUGAAAAAUUGACUCAAAAUACUUUGGAAGCUGUUAAUGAUGCUCCCAAUAUGUUUGAAGAAGGAUUUUUAGCAAAGUUGCAUAAGCCAGGUGAAAAUAAACAGAUUCAUCAACGAUUGAUGGAAGAACAUUUAAAGCAUACUAAAGGAAAAGUGGUAACACGAUUUCCACCUGAGCCCAAUGGAUAUUUACAUAUAGGUCAUAGUAAAGCUAUUGCAAUUAAUUUUGGAUUUGCAAAAUAUCAUGGGGGAUAUUGUUAUUUGCGUUAUGAUGAUACAAAUCCUGAAGCGGAAGAAGAUGUUUUUGUUCAAUCAAUUGAGGAUACUGUUAAAUGGUUGGGUUUUGAACCAUAUGCGAUUACAUUUUCAAGUGAUUAUUUUGAUGAAUUAUAUCGUUUAGCUGUUCUUCUCAUUGAGAAAGGAAAGGCAUAUGUUUGUCAUUGUAGUGAUGCUGAAAUAAAAUAUGGAAGAGGAGGAGACGAACAUGGCCAGAGAAUUGCAUGUAAACAUCGUGAUCGCCCUAUUUCUGAAAACCUUGAAGGUUUUGAUCAUAUGAAAAAUGGCCUAUAUAAAGUUUCAGAAGCUGUUCUUCGAAUGAAACAAGAUUUAGAAGAUGGAAAUCCUCAAAUGUGGGAUCUUGUCGCAUAUAGGAUUUUAGAUUCUCCGCACCAUAGGACAGGUACUAAAUGGAGAAUUUAUCCUACUUAUGAUUUUACACAUUGUCUUGUUGAUUCUUUGGAAAAUAUAUCACAUUCUCUUUGCACUACGGAGUUUAUUGGUUGUAGACGUUCAUAUGAUUGGCUUUGUGAUGCUUUAGAAGUUUAUAGACCUCAGCAAAGCGAAAGGAGAGGGGUCCCCCCUGGGGCAAUAUUAUCAUUCAUUAAUGAACUUGGCGUUACUACUGCAGUAGCUACUAUUCAGGUUGUUCGUUUUGAAAAUUCAGUUAGAAAAUUUUUAGAAAAUAUAACACCUCGUUUGAUGAUGAUUUUUGACCCUAUUUUGGUUGUUAUUGAGAAUCUUCCUUUUGAUUAUUAUGAGAUGCUAGAAGUUCCAUACAAACCAGAUGAUCCGACGUUUGGGACUCAUUAUCUUCCAUUUACUUCUCGUAUAUAUAUUGAUAGAAGUGAUUUUCGCAUUGAAGAUUCUCCAAAUUAUUACCGCUUAGCCCCUGGGAAAUCUGUUGGACUUCUUAAAGUUCCUUUUCCAAUUAAAGUAACUUCUUAUACUUUAGAUCCAAUUUCAGGUUUGGUUUCUGAGCUCAAGGCAACUUAUGAAAUUCAUGAAAAUUUUAAAAAACCUAAAGCUUAUAUUCAUUGGAUAGCAAAAACUAAUGACGCUGAUUCUCCUAUCUAUAUUGAUGAAGUUCGAAUUUUUAAACCACUUUUCAAGUCCGACAAUCCUUCUUCAGCUAGUUUAGAAGAUUUUUUAGCUGAUGUUAAUAAAGACAGUGAAUAUAUAAUAAAGAACGCUUUGAUUGAAACUGGUUUUAGACAAUUAAAAGAAACUUUAUUAAAAAAUGAUAAAAAUCUAUCUCAAGGUUUUAACUUUGAAUCUCUUCGUUUUCAAGCUAUAAGAAUUGGUUAUUUUUGUAUGGACAAAGACAGUACAUCUGAUAAAAUUAUUUUUAAUCAAAUUGUUUCACUUAAAGAAGAUAAAGGAAAGUAA